AUGGUUGAUUCUAUAUGUGGAGGAAUUUUUAUGGAGAAAGCUCCUGAUGAGAUUUACAGUCUUUAUGAGAAUUUAAGUGAAAAUUCUAGAGAUCAAGCCUCUUUUGAAUUAUAUGAUAGGGAUAAGAAGAGAGGAAUAUAUGAAUUGCAUCAUGAUGAUGAUUCUAAACUUAGAAAUAAGGUUAAUCAGAUUAAUCAAAGAUUAGAAAAAAUGGAUUUACUUAUUGACAAUAUUAUAAAGUCUUUUAACCCUCAACUUAAUUCGAAUAGUACAUGUCCUAUGUAUGGUGAAAAUGAUUAUUCUGAAUUUCAAUGUUAUAAUUUAGAUCAAUCAUUUCACCCUAUGCAAGAACAAGUGCAAGUAGUUCACAAUUUUAAUUGAAAUAGAGAACCUUUUUCAAAUUCUUAUAAUCCUAAUUAGAGGAAUAAUUUUUCAUGGAGAGACCCAAAUAAUAUUCAAAAUCUAGAAGCACUUAGACCCAAUUCAAAUUCUAAAUUUCAUUCAAAACAAGAAAACAAAUUUUAGAAAAAUCAACCCUCUCAAACCCAACCUGAUACUAUGGAAAUGAUGCAGCAAAUGAGCCAAAUAAUGCAACAAACUAUGAAUCAAAUGAUGCAGCACCAGAAACAAAUUAUAAAGGUCCUUAGGAAUAAGAGAGAAGAGGGACAGCUACCUAGUCAGCCCAUAGAAAAUCCAGGAAACCACCCAACAAUAGGAUUUCAGCAAAGGGAGUCUAGUAGCAUGAAUCUAGGAAAAAACCCACAAAAUGAAAAUGUUAGGACAGUGAAUGCAUUAAGGAGUGGUAAGAUCUUACCUGAUCCUUAUCCCCAAACAUUAGAAGAAAAAGAAAACGUGGACAACCCAAAACAAAAUCAAAUAAGAGUACAAUAG
Messenger RNA from Spirodela intermedia, 891 nucleotides. The record is from the annotation of a GenBank genome assembly. Lineage: Eukaryota; Viridiplantae; Streptophyta; Magnoliopsida; Alismatales; Araceae.